Pochonia chlamydosporia 170 is the source of this 1728-nucleotide messenger RNA. RefSeq names its product F-box domain-containing protein. The record is from RefSeq and is a predicted model, not a curated record. Bases 1 to 1728 code for a protein of 575 amino acids. NCBI's taxonomy places the organism in Eukaryota, Fungi, Ascomycota, Sordariomycetes, Hypocreales, Clavicipitaceae. The transcript has a single exon.
AUGGCUUCCACCGUUGAGAUGGGAGAAGCUGUAGACAGGCAGAAGCCGCAGCUUCCCGACGACGUCCUCCAUUACAUGCUCUCCUUCGACAUCCUACAACAAGAAGACUUCCUUGCCUGUCGGCUGGUUUGCCGUGACAUGACUCCCGUGGCAACGUCAUUCGUAUUCCGACAUGUUCGCUUGGAGGCGAUCCGUGUCAUGGAUGGCCACUUCAUGAACAUCGCUUUGUCACCAAGCUUGCGAGAUCAUGUCCGAGAAGCUACCUGCGAUACUUGGGUCGGUGGCCGCUUCGUCGAUCAUGUCUAUCACCCUUACCUCUUGCUGACACGCUUCGCGAAACACUUGCCUUGUCUGCGCUUCUUUCGCAACUUGCAUACACUGCAUCUACGGUUCAGCCCACACUGCGCAAAGCCUGGGCGUUCAACAUCCACGUACGCCUUGGAAGAAUCUACCGUCUUUCGGUACAGCGUUUUAGACACCGUGUUUCGGUGCCUUGAUGGGACGUGGUCUGCCAAAGAGCAGCAGAAAAUAGACUCGGAUUUGCGAAUUCACGGGGGCAUACUGACCAGUGAUUACCAUGUGUCUGACGACGAUGCUUUCGUCGACGGCCCAAUCCCCAUACACACUCUCACGAUAGCGAAUCUGGCGGACUAUGAUGACACUCGGCUGACAAAGUCGGCCGCGUUCCAGAAUGUCAUUAAUUCUGGUAACCUGAGGGAUCUAAAGCUCCUUAUUACCACGGGACGGAACAUAACAGUGACCGAUCCCGCUAUACACUAUAGAGACAGGCAAAAUAUGUAUGAAAGCCUGCCGACAACCUGGCUGUCUCCUGGCCUGGCACAACACCUGAGGGUCCUUUCACUCUACGGUGCUGGCUAUUGGGGCUGGCAUCCCAAGAUGGAUUUCCGGCUCGUGAAUCCCACCGGCGAAUCUGGCUCCGGAAUUCCCAACCUGAAAGUCCUGGCUCUGGGGAAAUACGUCUUCAGUCACGUGUGGCAAAUCGACUGGAUUGCAAAUCUGGGCAAGAACAAUAGGAACGGCGGGCUAGAGGAGCUCUAUCUCGACAACUGUCCCAUCCUAGCCUGCGCAGCAUACCCACCACCAAUGGACACGUCGACAACAAACCUAGGAUUAGAUGCCGAUGGCAAGGAGAUCAUAAUAUCCAACCAUGGCUACCCACGCCCCGAAGCAGAGGUCCACGACUACCAGGUGCCGGGUGAGACGGACCACGCAUUCUGCCUCCGCUGGUGCGACAUUCUCACUCGAUGGCAGGACACGAUGCCCUCCCUGAAGGUAUUCAAAGCAGACAAAGAGUCUUGGACCAUAGAAAAGACGGACCACGCGACACCCAUGUAUGGAAUCCGUCCGGAACGCGAGCUCCUAGCCCACCGUAGGAACCACAACGAGUUCCGCACCUAUAAUUGUCCUUCACCGCCUGAGGAGCGAGCUCUUGCCGAAAAGUAUAUGGGCGGAUGCGUCACUCUCUGGCUCAUGUUCAGGACGCCACUCGUGACACACCCUGAAUUUCCGCUACACUACGUCAAGUUCGAUAGGGAACUUAACCCGAGUGCGCUGCUUGGACUGAGUAGAUACAGCCCGGUGUGUGAUUUGCAGGUGGUCAGUCGAGCGACUCGUGAGUUGGAUAUGCAGGUUUGCACGUUAUUUCUGGCGAAUCUUGGGCAUCGUGUGAAGUCAAGUUUGGCGUCUUUGUGGUUCGGUGAUGAUUAG